GGUGCGGGGGGCGAGUUUGAGGACUGAGCGGUGGCGAUGCCCGUGCGGCUUCCGGCGAUGUGGCGAUGGCGGCUCCCGGCGCUGCUCCGGGCCGGGCCAGGUCCCGGCGGAGUCGCGGCGCCCCGCGCGGGGCUCAAGAAGUUGGUGCUGCCGCCGGAUUACAGUGGAAUCACCUUCCCGGAGAAACCGAAGCUGAAGUUCUUGGAAAAGGUGCCGGCGGUGCCCAAGGUUCGGCGGGAGCCGCGGAGGCUCCGUGAUAUCCGCGGGCCGUCCCGGGAGGCCACCGACUUCAUCCAGGGGCAGUAUGGGAUCCUGGCUCUGGGCGGGGGGUACCUGCACUGGGGCCACCUGGAGAUGAUCCGGCUGACCAUCGGGCGCCACAUCGACCCCAAGUCCAUGUUCGCCGUGUGGCGCGUCCCUGCCCCGUCCAAGCCGGUGACGCGGAAGAGCCUGGGGCACCGCAUGGGGGGCGGCAAGGGCCCCAUCGACCGCUACGUGACGGCCGUGCGCAGCGGGAGGCUCGUGGUGGAGGUGGGCGGUCGCUGCCACUUCGGCCAGGUGCGGCCCUUCCUCGCCCAGGUGGCCCAAAAACUGCCCUUCCCAGCCGUACCCGUGAGCCAGGAGAGCCUCCAGGAGAUGCGGCGGGAGGAGGAGGAGAAGAGGCUCAACAACCAGAACCCCUGGACUUUCGAGCGUGUCGUCACCGCCAACAUGCUGGGCAUGAGGAAGUACCUGAGCCCCUACGACCUGCGGCUCCAUGGCCGCUACUGGGGCAAGUUCUUCCUCAAGCACCGGGUCUGAGGGGCAUGGAUGGCAUUCCCGUGGGAUUGAACCGGCGCGCCGGAGCCUACAGGGACGCUCGGAGGUGGGAACCCGUUGCUGGGAGCAUCCCGGUGGGAUACGUGGAGCGGGUUGUGGAGCUGGGAGCGUCCUGGGGGAUCCAUGGAUCAGGGUUUGAGGCACAAGGCAAAGGAUGGAUGGGCUCUGCCCUGAGGUGGGUUAUGGAGCUGGAAACCGGGAGUUGGGAGCAUCCCGGGGAAUAAAUGGAUCAGGGUUUGAGGUA
Molecule: messenger RNA, 1063 nt
Organism: Myiozetetes cayanensis
Lineage: Eukaryota; Metazoa; Chordata; Aves; Passeriformes; Tyrannidae
Gene: MRPL16
Product: mitochondrial ribosomal protein L16
Biological process (GO): mitochondrial translation
Cellular component (GO): mitochondrial large ribosomal subunit; ribosome
Molecular function (GO): structural constituent of ribosome; rRNA binding
Source: RefSeq, a predicted model, not a curated record